GAGCGUGAGUUUCCGCGUCUGUUUGGUCAGACUCCUGUCGUCGGUUCAGAGCGGCAUAUUUCGCCGUUUCCCCGGGCUGCGGGAGCUGGCGGCCGGGCUGGGGCUGCUGGGCGGAGGUCGGCGCCUCCCGGGGGGCUAGGGCGAGGGAGGCAUGGCGGAGUUGGAGGCACAGCCUCCCCGUCCGGGGCAAGUCCGAGAGCGGGGAGGGCGUUUUCUGGGGUAACUCCACCUGGGGUCCUGUCGAAGUUGCCCCAUCUCCGCCGGACCGCACGGGAACGACGUGCCCACACUCGGAGGAAGGGGUUGGCGCUGAGCGAUUUUAAAGGGUUCCUUUUGAAAGCAGGAAGUUUGAAGUGACGUUGCAUCAGCAACAGAGCAUGCAGUUUCAGGUGCUCUCGGGACAGCUUUCAGUUUCUCAGAACGAGUCUAAUCCUCACCGCAGUAAUAACUUUUAUUAGAGGACAGAAAAUCCGCCAAAGUAAACCCGUUCUGCCCAAACCCUAGAAACCUUUGGAUAAACGUUGCAAUAAACGGAUCACAGCCUUAUUUGUUUUUCUAAACUGAGCAUAAACUCUUUUGAAGACUCAGCGUUACUGUCAAAAUGAAUGAUUGCCUUCCUAGUUAUAAUUCAGUUAUCGAGGUGUUUAGGUCUCUUUACAGUACACUCAGUGACUCCCAGGCUUUUCUUUUUUCCCUUUGAAAUUGCUUAUUAGAAGGCUUUAUCUAAUUUCUCACAGUUGUGUGUCUUUUUGAGGUGGUUCUAAUAAACUUUAAAGGCUUCUGGUUUGCUGCAGGCCUGCCAUCGCUGUGGAAAGCAAGUAUUCUUUCAAAGAAAAAUAGAAGUGCAUUGGUUUCUAAAUAAUCCCAGGACGCUAGGAUCAGCAUCACUUGGGAACUUCUUGGAAAUGCACAUUUUGGGGUCUUACCCCAAACUUACUGAAUCAGAAAUCUAUUUUAACAAGCCUUCCAGUUGAUACCAAUGCACCUGGACGCUAAAGUUUGAAAAUUAAUGGCAUAGUGAUAACACCCAUUGUGGAGUCACAUAUAGUGGAAUUUGUAUUGAAGUAAUUCCUAGAUGGAAAAACUUUGGACAUGUUACCUCACAGGGCUGGAAUAUGAAGAUGCAAGAAAAAUGUUUAACACAAAACACAUAGAAAACCCUCAAAGAUGUUAUUAAGUAACUUAUUAGAACUGCAUAAAAUAAGUACGUGGUUUGUGCUGGAAGAAUUCUUCAGCGGGGUAGAUAUGAGCUGUAGUGCAUGGAUAUUGGGACCACUGCUUAGAGGGUAUUUUGUUUACCUCGGGAUUCUCAAUUCUGUGUAGUCAAAGUUGUUGGAUGCAGGAUGUUCAGGUUCAGCCAUCUGUAUAUCUCCCCAGAUAACCUAAAACUGACCACCUGAGCACGUUUUCCCAUUGCUGAGCUGUUUCCCUGAUAUCUGGCCAUGCAACGGAGAUCAAGAGGGAUAAAUACUGGACUUAUUCUACUCCUUUCUCAAAUCUUCCAUGUUGGGAUCAACAAUAUUCCACCUGUCACCCUAGCAACUUUGGCCCUCAACAUCUGGUUCUUCUUGAACCCUCAGAAGCCACUGUAUAGCUCCUGCCUUAGCGUGGAGAAGUGUUACCAGCAAAGAGACUGGCAGCGUUUACUGCUCUCUCCCCUUCACCAUGCUGAUGAUUGGCAUUUGUAUUUCAAUAUGGCAUCCAUGCUGUGGAAAGGAAUAAAUCUAGAAAGAAGACUGGGAAGUAGAUGGUUUGCCUAUGUUAUCACCACAUUUUCUGUACUUACUGGAGUGGUAUACCUGCUCUUGCAAUUUGCUGUUGCCGAAUUUAUGGAUGAACCUGACUUCAAAAGGAGCUGUGCUGUAGGUUUCUCAGGAGUUUUGUUUGCUUUGAAAGUUCUUAACAACCAUUAUUGCCCUGGAGGCUUUGUCAACAUUUUGGGCUUUCCUGUACCGAACAGAUUUGCUUGUUGGGUCGAACUUGUGGCUAUUCAUUUAUUCUCACUGGGGACUUCCUUCGCUGGGCAUCUGGCUGGGAUUCUUGUUGGACUAAUGUACACUCAAGGGCCUCUGAAGAAAAUCAUGGAAGCAUGUGCAGGUUUAGGUGGUUUUUCCUCCAGUGUUGGUUACCCAGGACAGCAAUACUACUUUAAUAGUUCAGGCAGCUCUGGAUAUCAGGAUUAUUAUCCGCAUGGCAGGCCGGAUCACUAUGAAGAAGCACCCAGGAACUAUGACAUGUACACAGCAGGACUGAGUGAAGAAGAACAGCUCGAGAGAGCAUUACAAGCCAGCCUCUGGGACCGAGGACAUACCAGAAACAGCCCACCACCCUACGGGUUUCAUCUCUCACCAGAAGAAGAAAUGAGGAGACAGCGGCUUCACAGAUUCGAUAGCCAGUGAGGUGGCGUCUUGGGAAGACAUGGCCUAUUCGUGUAAUUAUUGCCCAUUUGGCUCAUUCCCCAAGCCCCUAAUUCAUUUUAAUUCAUUUUAAACAAAAGCAGAGUACACCGGUAUUGCUCCAGAUCGCUCACAUCGCCUGGGACGGUCCCAUGGCCCCUAUGAGUCAACUCGCAGCUUGCAGAGAGUGGGCCUUCUCCUGGCCUUGUUCUUGCUCAUAAACAGGUCACUUCCUCCAGGAAGGGACCAGUUUCCACUCUCCUUUCUCUCACUGCUGACUCAGCGACGCCUCUGCCUCGGUCUGCUUUUGAAGACUGUGACCUUCACCAGGAGGUUUUACUUACACCAGUCGGGAAGAUUAGUCCCUCAUUCUGCCUGGAGUGCCCCGUGUUUGACUUGGCAGUGGGUGUGGAGCCAUCCCCGCGUCCUCCUGGCGCAUUGCCACUGCGGCUGUCCAGGAACAGGAUGUGGCUGCCUUGGCCGAAUGUUGUCCUACUCUCCCCAACCCCGGCGCCUCGGCUCCUCAGCUCCUCAGCUCCUCAGGCCCCUGUGUCUGGCUGGUGUUUGCAGGGCUUUCGCUCUGCUCUGGUAUUGCUCUGCCUUUAUAGAAAGUCUUAUUGAAGAAGUGUAAGAAAGACCUAAGGUGGGGAAGACUCCUACACACACCAUUAGUAUCAGUGACACCAGCAAUGUGGGUUCCCAGCCCCUUCCCAGUGGCAGCUUGUGUGCCCAGGAGAUAGGACGUCAUUUAACGCAUUAGCAAAGUAGCAGCAGAUGCCACAGAGUAGAGCGAAGGCAUUUGGUGGAUCGGUCACUAGAGAUCUAUCUUGCAGAAAGUAUGUUUUUCCUCAUAAAAGUGCCUCUUAAUUGGCCAUUGUACCAGCCACUUGUCGUAGCCAAAUGUCCAAAACACGCCCUUGGGCCCCGCCACGUUACAAUCCACAGAUUGUCUGUCUGAGUCGUUUAAGGCAUUUCCUGGUGCUUGUGUUCCAUGAGUAAAAGGACAAAGUCAGAAGAUCACUGAUGUCUUACUGUCAACAGAGAUAUUUUAAAAGAGAGAAGCAGGAAAAGAUCUUCCUUUUUUGAUCUACAAUUUAUAUAGUUUUCUGAUUAUGCACAUAAUAGAUAUGCCUUCCAGAUGCAUAAGGCAAACAUCUGGAAAGAAAUAUACCCAAAUGUUAGCAGGUUUUAUCUUUGGGAGUGGAGUACAUGGGAUUUUGCUUUCUUCAUUUUUAUAAUUUUAUAUUACUGUCUUGGAAGAUGUGUUUAUGUGUGUGUGUUACUUUUACAGUCAGGAAAACAUAUAUAAUAAGAAAUAUAUAGUCAAGAAAACAGACUUAAAAAUGAAUACUGUGUGUCCAUGGAGAAAAUUCACAAUAUAAACAAAUACAAAUAAAUACAUACACAAUUUUAAAGUCACCUGUAGCCCUACCCUUAGAGGUACCCAGGGUUCACAUUUUGGUGGUAUUGUCUUCUCAAUUUUUCUUUUGAUACAUUCAGCAAAUUUGGAGCAUAUUGACUAUGGAGUUUUGUAUCCAAAUCCAAUUUGAUUUUACCUGGAAGAGGCCUUGACACCUGCAUGGAAAUGAGCUAAGAAAACCACUGGAGCCUUGGGAGCUCUUUGGCCUCCUGGCUGGCCCAGUAAUAUCUGAGCUCCUUUGGUUAAUUUAUAACUGAUGUAAAACUACAUCUUCUUUAUAAUAUAAAUUGUACCUGUGAGUCUAGAAGCUUUAAAUGUGUUUAAAUUAAAAUAUUCAAGCUAAAUGUUACUGCUCUCUCCCAAAUUCUGUAAGUUUGACUCCCAUUACCCCAAUUAGAAGUAACUUCUUUCUUUCAUGCCACUUUUAUAGCAUUUGGUAAUUCUGCUAUAACACUUAUAUCUUGCCCCUAUUAUUAACUGUGCACAGCUACACAAAGGUGUGCCUUCUACGUGGGAGCAUGGAUUGUGAAUGAGUCUGUAAUGAGGCCUGAGUCUUAGUUAUCUUUCCACUCACUCCUCAUCUCCCCUUUCCAACCCCAAAGCUCACGAUAGGGGCUCAUUAAAUGUCAGUGUUUCACCAAAGCAUUUUUUCCAUUGUAUUAAGAGUCCAGUCACUGUAUAUGGAAGCACUUUAUUUUUUUUUUAUAUAUAUCACUUGAGUCCACUAGUAGUACUUCCUUGCUCUGUUUGACUUGUCAGAUACAAAGACACAGGAUUAGAUUUUGGGUGGUAAAAUUGUGAUACGCAUGGCUGUUUAUGAAGUGGAACAUCUUAGUGAUGUGAGAAAGGUCAUUUUAGUUAUAAAUGUAAACCAAUUACUUUAGCACAACAAUAAAGAUGUUCUGGAAAUUAUUAUAAUUAUUUUAGUUAACAGACUUGCCUGUAACAACUGCUUAUUGUUUGGAAUGUCCACUUUAUUUUAUUUUCCUCUACAAUAAGGAAUCCCUAAAGUUAUGCCAACAAACUGGAAUUGGAUUGAGAAAGACAAAAGCAAGUGAGCCAAGUGUAUUAGACUAAUUAUCUCUAGUAGGGAAUAAGCACUUAGAGCUAAUUUUUUAAUUUGGUUUAUUUACUAGUAGCUCCCUGAUUGUCUGUUAAGCCCCUGGUUCCCACAGUUUGGUGUGGUCAGUCAACUUAAGAGACCUCUUAAUGCAGAAUCUUUACUUGGUUCUGAAGAGGAGGCAGUCGUUAAAAUUGCUUCCUCUUAAUGACUCUGAAUGUAUUGCCUGUGAUUCCAAAGUUGUACAUAAUUGUUCAGACCUCCUCCAUCCUUUUAAAUUGCCUGCUGCAGUAAAUAACUAGUCUGAGUAGAACUAGAGCCUGUCUACCUAUUUGGCACAUGUUCUGCUGCCUGGGGAGUAAGCAAGCUAAAGGGAUGAGAAAGACCACCUCCCCCUACCCUGGAAAUUGCACUGCAAGGCAGGGUGAGAAUGGGGUAGCUGGCAGACCUGGCCUCCUUGUUCCCAGUCUUAGUUUUUCUUGAGAGAUUCAGUAUUCAGUAAAGAACAGUAUUCAAUUAGUCAAAAAAUAUAUAUAUUACUUCUUCCUUUCCCUUCCCAUGAAUCAUUGCAGUCAUUCCCUAAGUUUCUUCUCUUUUUUUUUUUUUCAUGGCUGCUAGUAUUUUAUUUUAGACUCACAGACUCUCAGCUUAGAGAGUCUCAAUAUCUCAAUUAUUUGCUCUGUUCAAUACCUACAAUACCUCCUCUCUCAAUUCUACAUAACUCCAGCUUAAUCUUCCAAAAUUCACUUUCAUGAUGCCACUCAGCAUCUCAAAUACCUUUCAUUGGCUCUCUGCUGCCAAAGGAUAAAGGUCAAAGUCAUUAGCCUCAACAGUGGGCUCCAACCAGCCUUUGGACCUCAGCCCCAUUUAUCCAUCACAGAGGCUGGUAACUAGUCUCACUGCUCAGGCUGUGAGUGUUCCUGAUCUUGUGACAUUCUGUGCUGUGCUUUUACAUGGAACAGCUCUUUCCUCUCUCUUGGCCCAUUCAGAUCCUCCUCAUCCAGCCCCCAUCUGAAUCCUGUAACAGACACAACCACAUCUACACAGUUUCCACAUACCACUUGGAAUUGCUGGUUAUGCUGCAAUGAGAGAAUGUCUUUGUCUUUAAAUUGUAAGCUUCAUGAGGGCAGGGACCAUCUGUUUCUCUGUCUCUCCUCACAGUGCCUUGAGCAGUGCGUUGUCUGGAAUGUCAGAACCAAUAAAUACUUGUGGAUUGAAACAAAAA
Pongo pygmaeus (Bornean orangutan) is the source of this 6101-nucleotide messenger RNA. It is a transcript of the gene RHBDD1, whose product is annotated as rhomboid domain containing 1. Lineage: Eukaryota; Metazoa; Chordata; Mammalia; Primates; Hominidae. Bases 1443 to 2399 code for a protein of 318 amino acids. The transcript has 7 exons. Gene Ontology annotation, biological process: cellular response to unfolded protein; negative regulation of apoptotic process. Gene Ontology annotation, molecular function: serine-type endopeptidase activity. Gene Ontology annotation, cellular component: endoplasmic reticulum; membrane. The record is from RefSeq and is a predicted model, not a curated record.